Messenger RNA from Marasmius oreades (fairy-ring Marasmius), 2784 nucleotides. RefSeq lists its product as uncharacterized. Bases 34 to 2670 code for a protein of 878 amino acids. Gene Ontology annotation, biological process: DNA damage checkpoint signaling. The transcript has 12 exons. Lineage: Eukaryota; Fungi; Basidiomycota; Agaricomycetes; Agaricales; Marasmiaceae. The record is from RefSeq and is a predicted model, not a curated record.
CCCAUUCGUUCUUCAUUGCAGGAUCUUUCUGCGAUGAACGUCGACGACGAUUAUGACGAAUAUUUUGACGAUAUUGACGAGCAAACUUUAGCCUCAUUGGCCGAGCUGGAACAAAAGAACGCCUCCAACGCGCCCGAGGAACCUCCAGCAAAACGCCAGAAACUUCACCAUACACCGGACGCCUUUGAGCUCGAUGAACUUCCCGAAAUCUCUGUUCAAAAUAAUUCUUAUUACACCGACAUAGACACUCUCUUAUCGGAGCGGGAUCAGAGGCCACUCAUUACCACUCGAAACGACCAUACGAACGCCAGCACCAUUCCAUGGCCACAUUUAGCCACUAGAAACGCCCAUCCAUCAAGUCAACACUCAGUGCAGUUGAAUGCUAGAGUUGGCUCAACUGGUUCUCAUCACCAAGCUAGGCGGGGUGGCUUGCGGAGACCCAAUUCUAGGCUUGCCAUCAUCACGUCGGCGUUGGCCACUUCUAGGCCACCCAUAACUCCUGCACCUCUUCAAACAUUCAACACCGGACCUGACCCUCACACACUAGAGCAGAUAGACGCAUUGAAAAAGAAUCUCAAUGAGUUGCAUGAAGAAAACACGAGAAUUCAAAACUUUCUGAGGGAAGCGCAAGAAGCGCGGUUCUCCAAAGAAGGCGAAGUGACCAUUUUGAGGAAAAAUAUGGAGAAGACUGCUCAGGAGCAUGCUAACCAGCUAGCUAAGUUUCGAGCUGCAAAAGAAGAGGCGGAUGCAAAACAGUUGAACAUGCAAAGAGAAAUGAAAGAAGAACUGGCUCGACUGAAAUCUGAGCUUACUUUUAAACAAACCGAAGCUGAGGCCCAUUCGCUUAGGAAACCUCCCGCGUCCGCCCGCAAGAAACAGACGCAAGCUUCACAGUUACCUCCCCAAACCCCCGUAGGGAAUGGUCGAGUGAUCAAUAGCGUAUUACUAGACAAUCCGGCAUUUCGUACACCUAUGAGGCCGCCACCCCAGGUCAAUCGAUAUGCACCAUCCCCUGAGGUAUCGCGAAAGAGUUCGUUACUCCCUGGAUUCGUGAACGCGUUCGAUCAAUCGAGGCAAAGACGUACUAAGCCCGUCUCCAAAGCAUCUCAACCUGUACUGAAUGACAACCCUUUCGACGUGACGGAGGGAUCAGCGGAAAGAGAUUCUUCUCCAAAUCCUGUCUCAAACUCACCUCCGAUCAUACAACACAAUGAUGAUAUUCUAAUGGACGACCUUCCUGGCGUAAAUCUCGAUGCUAGUCAUAACAUUGACCAAGAAGUGGAAGACGCAGAAAGUGACACUAGUGAGGACCAUGAACUGGUCUCGGGUGUGCCUGCUCCGCAGUUCCACUGCAAUGCCGAACUUACCAGAAUUGUCCUUACCCACACGUAUGUGGUAGGCAAGCUUCCAACGUUACAACUUCUCGUUGAAUCGGCUGCAUCUACGCCUGACUUUUCGUCUGCGGAACUCUUUUCCUCCUCCAUCACUUCUAUACUUGAGGUUCUUUCUAACACCUCUGGGAAUUUUGCUUACGAAUAUAGUAUCUCUAUCUUAACACGAUGUCUACUUACAAUACUUAAUACUCUCAGGGUCAAUCAUCUGAUACCCCCAAUGAUCUCAGUUCUCAAUCUACUUACUGCGCUUUUACGGUUCUUUCCCGAUUUCCAUCUUUCGCUUUUAUCAUAUCCCGAGAGCGAAAGCGAUAACAGGUCCAAGAUAUCGGUUCUACUCUGCCAGAUUGUGAUCGAACUUCUGGAUACUUCAACAACUCACAACUUUCUCGACACACUUUCAGUCGAAGUAUUCAAUCUCCUCGAAUCUCUCGUCUGGAACGUGCCGCAGAACAUGGUCGUCAAGUUGUCCGUGUUUUGUUGCAAUCGAGAAUUGCCCUCGAUCUUAUUUCACACUGCUCAAUCCCACUCGUUUCUAUCUCGCAGUACCCGCUUUCUAGCGUUGCUUUUUUCGUACCCUAAAAUGUACGAAUAUUGUGUGACUAACACGACGGACACAACCGAAGACGGGACUCCUCUGGAUUUCAGUCGCACUCUCAACUUGGACCGUCUAUGUUCUCUAUUGAUAGAUGUCCAUCGAGAUGAUCCAGACGCGAUAAGCAUGAAGAACCACAUCCUCAUGUUCUUCACCGCGUUCUCACUGGCACAUUCCGACGCCCUCAACCUACUCGCCUCCUCAUUAGUUUUCAUACCCUCGCUCAUCACUCACGUCGCAUACCUGUCAAGACCGAUUUGGGAAGAGGAAGACGCAGAAGGUUUCGAACCUCAGUUUAGACCUGCAUCAUUAACAAUUCGGGCUCUGAGUAAAACGUUAUCACUGCUGCAUCACAUCGUAUUCAACGCUACACCGUCUGUCAACCUUCCCGACAAAUUUUUACGAGCACACCCACGUGCUUUCAACGGAAUAAAUCAUAACUUUAUUGUAGCCUUUGGACGUUUAAGCUACGCGGCAGCUCCAGAUUGGGUUGAUGUCGAGGAAAGGCGUAUGAUGACAGGGAUGAUAGAAAUGGCCACAGAAUUAUUGGAGCUUGUGGUUGAUGGUCCAGAGGGAGACGGUGUUUGGUUAAUGUACCACGACGGGCCGGUUGAUGAAGCUAUGGAUGAAGGAGAAAUGGAAAGGGAAGUCAUUGGGCCAGAUACAGCACUUUGUCAAUCUUGAACGCGUUGUCUGUGACUCGCUCUGACCCGACGGCAAAAACGGUUCACCCAAUCGAUCCUCCUUUGAAGCUUCCUGGUAGGAUGUUUUUCUGACAUCGCCAGUCUUUUCACUCGC